UAAAGGGAAGGUUACGAUUCGGCGUACAGCAGCUUAGUCACCCGAAGAUUUUGGUCUCUAGGCAGCAGCCGCAUCGUCUUCCUCCCCUCUCCGCCACCGCCACCGCCACCGCCGCCGCCGCCGCCGCCGACGCCGACGCCGCGGCUGCAGCUUGCCUCGUCUCGCCUGCGCAGGCGGCGGCGCGUGCAUCCACCCGCCCUCCCGUUCGAUUUGGUGCACUGGGCCACUAGACGCCCGCGAUGUCGGGGACGCCGCUCCCCCCACCGGCGCAGCCGCCGCCGGGGGGCCCCGGGCCCGAGGGCGCGGCCGCCCUCCCUCCCCCACCGGGCACGGACAUGACGGGGAUCUGCUUCCGCGACCAGCUCUGGCUCAACACCUACCCGCUCGACCGCAACCUCGUCUUCGACUACUUCGCGCUCUCCCCCUUCUACGACCUCACCUGCAACAACGAGACCCUCCGCUCGCGCCAAAUCCACCCCCUCGACAUGUCGCACCUCACGAAGAUGACGGGGAUGGAGUACGUGCUCAGCGACGUGAUGGAGCCGCACCUGUUCGUGAUCCGCAAGCAGAGACGGGAGAGCCCCGAGAAGUCCCACGCCAUGCUCGCCUACUACAUCCUCGAUGGCUCCAUCUACCAGGCGCCCCAGCUCUGCGGCGUCUUCGCCUCCCGCAUCAGUAGGGCUAUGCAUCACAUAUCAAAAGCUUUUACCACGGCCUGUUCAAAAUUGGAGAAAAUUGGGCAUGUUGAAGCAGAGCCUGACACGACAGCUUCUGAAUCAAAGACGCAGAAGGAAACAAUUGACUUGAAGGAGUUAAAGCGGGUUGACCAUAUCCUAAUGUCUUUGCAAAGGAAGCUGCAACCUGCUCCUCCCCCUCCACCUUUCCCAGAGGGCUAUGUUCCAUCAGAACAAGAGAAAGCACAGGAUGAUCUGUUGGCCUCAGAGGCACUGCCUCCCCAGAUUGACCCUAUCAUUGAUCAAGGCCCUGCAAAAAGACCUAGAUUCCAAUGAGAGAUAUUGCAUUGAUUAGUUAAAUUUGGCUAACACAACAAUUACCCUGCUGUAAGUUGAUAAUUACAGUAGAUUCCACCUUCCGGGAGUUAAAUGUAAGUUGUGACUUCUGCCGUAAUGGUUACUCUUAUUUUGGAGGGAGCAUCAAUUUGAUUUGGUGGAACUGACUCUUGUCAGGCCUGUUUCUACUGUGCUAACGUGAAGUGAUAUGUAGUAUACGGUAAGGAGACAUCAUGCAGCACAGCACCAGCGGGCCAGUUUGUACGUUGUACUCGCCAUCGUUUGAAUAUCUGACUGACUCUUUAUAUGGUUGAA
Molecule: messenger RNA, 1325 nt
Organism: Oryza brachyantha (malo sina)
Lineage: Eukaryota; Viridiplantae; Streptophyta; Magnoliopsida; Poales; Poaceae
Product: mediator of RNA polymerase II transcription subunit 6
Exons: 5
Coding region: 240-1010 (256 amino acids)
Biological process (GO): regulation of transcription by RNA polymerase II
Cellular component (GO): core mediator complex; mediator complex
Molecular function (GO): transcription coactivator activity
Source: RefSeq, a predicted model, not a curated record